AUGGCCUACCCAGACCUCUUCAAGGGAGUGGGCUGUCUAAAGGACUUCCAGGUGCACCUCCGUGUUGACCCCAGUGUUCAACCAGUAGCCCAACCUCACAGACGCAUUCCCUUUUCUAUGCGAAAGCCACUGGAAAAAGAGCUCGAAAGGCUACAGUCCCUUGGCAUAAUCGAAAAGACUGAAGGACCAACCCCCUGGGUAUCACCAAUUGUCGCAGUACCGAAGCCACAUGACCCCGAGCACAUUCGAAUGUGUGUUGACAUGCGCUGUGCCAACCAAGCUAUCCAGCGUGAGAGACACGUCACACCCACAGUGGACGACAUCUUUGUUGCUUUGAACGGCUCCAUCUUAUUCUCUAAACUCGAUCUGAAAGAUGGGUACCACCAACUAGAACUUGGUGCAUCAUCCCGUGUGAUCACCACUUUCUCCAGACAUGCUGGGCUCUUCCGAUACAAGAGACUCAACUUCGGAAUCAACUCGGCAGCCGAAGUGUUUCAGGACACCAUCCGUCAGGUUCUAACUAACAUCUCCAACGUGCUCAACGUAAGCGAUGACAUAUUGGUGUAUGGAAAGACUGAGAAAGAACAUGAUAAGGCUUUGAAGGCCGCAUUGGAAUGCCUACUUGCAAACUGA
Messenger RNA from Dermacentor andersoni, 633 nucleotides. NCBI's taxonomy places the organism in Eukaryota, Metazoa, Arthropoda, Arachnida, Ixodida, Ixodidae. The record is from RefSeq and is a predicted model, not a curated record.